UAACAGUAGGUUAAUUCCCUGGCGGCUCGUCGAAAGUGUUCGAAUUCUUGUAACUGAAACCUCAUGUCGAAAAAAUCGACAUGCCAUAAACUAUUGAUGAAAGUGAAGAAGACGGACAGGAACUGGUUUUACCCAUUGUCGCUAAAACAGUAGUCACAAGUCACUGUGGUUGUGGUUGCUUUCCGUAGUUCAAGUAAAAAUAAAUUCUCAUGCAAACCAUACCGCUGAGUUCACAGGGGAGUUUUUUUUUAAAUUUUUUUUAAUUUUUUGUUCUUUAUCAGAGCAUCAGCUUGUAUUAAUACUUUUUGAACUGACGUUUAUCGGAAACUUCAAUACACAGUUUACAACUGUGGGACAUUUUCAGCUUGUCUCAACUUCUCAGUGCAACAAACACACUUUUGACAUCUUUUUUUAUUUUAUAUUUUUUUGUACAUGAUUAGCUCAGUUUAGGUGUAUGUUUCUGCAUCUUUACUAGACAUGCCAAUUAAUGCACAGGUUGUUGUGUAUACUCUCUGAAAUAUUGUUUAUAAUGCAUUUUGCUUCAGUGAGAACAUUUGCUUGAAUCGUGUUUAUGUUUUGCAGAUGCAGCAUCCAAAAGGAAGGGUCAGCAGAUAUUGUAAAUUUCAUAUGGAAAUUGAUGCAUCUGCAUGAUCCUAAAACAGACACAGCGAUGACGAGGGCACCACAUGACGAGUGAAGAAUGAACUAAAAAUAUUCUUAAAAUCAAAACAUGGAAACAAAGCAAUUGUGUUUUGAGGAAAGCAGCAGGUACUGCAGGGCAGCAAGCCAUGCAGGCAAAUACAAGGACACAGAGUUAUUGCAGCAAUGUUUUGACUUCAGCAAAUUGCCAAAUGGUUGCACAUUAGUUGCUUUCAUUUAGAAAAAACACGGGCACCUCAACUUGCAUCUUAUUAACGUCCCCAUCAAACAUUUUACUAUUGAAGACAAAUGAUGAAACUUAAAAUUUCGCAGCUUAUAAGCACAUUUUUGUUGUACAAUCAAUAAUUUACUUAGAUGGGAACUAUUGAAACUACUUUGAAUAAUUAACUGCGCUUACUAUAAUGCUUGACAUCCGUUAGAUAGUAUGUGUGGUAGAACUGAAACGAUUGUGUGUAUGAAGUGCCUUGAGGCUAUAUUUGUUGCGAACUGGCUAUAAAUAAAUAAACUGAAGUGAAAUUGAAAUGAACUAUAAGUGCAUACCACAUUCAUUAUGUUGCGACAGACUGGCGACCUGUCCAGGGUGAACCCCGCCUCUCGCCCGGAACGUAGCUGGAGAUAGACACCAGCAACCCUCCCAACCCCAUUAGGGACAAGGAUGAACAGAAAAUGGAUGGAUGGAUGGAUGGAUGGAUGGACAUUCAUUAUGUGACUAAUAAAUUGGCGCUUUUGGCUUGGGUGCUGGAAAUCAUUUAUCAGAGCAAUCUGAUUUUCUAAGCCUCCUAUCUGGAUCUUGGCAGUAACACAUAUGAAGUCUGAAUUUCUACUGGAAACUUUGCUGCAUGAAACUAAAUCAAAGUUGCAGCUACAAUCUAUUUUUAGGAUUUGAUAUGCUAUCUACCUACAUACGUAGCUAUGGAACAUGUCUAUUUGUGAGCAUGUACAUUGUGUAUUUAAAUGCAUAAAAUGGGGAGACAUCUGUUUUUGGCUUUUCUUGAUGUUGGUCAACAGAAGAAAUGAAAUGGCAAAUUCAACCCUUUUUCAAAUUCUCCAAUCGCCACAAUGAUGGAAAUGACAAAGUGUUGAUAAAUGACACUAAGUAACAAUAUAAAGCACACUUCUUUAUCUUUCUGCUUUGACUGGAUAACAAACAACCUUUGUUGAUAUUAAAAGCACACUAUAUUGGCUUUGAUUCAAAGUAGGAAAAAGGGUUGAAUCCUGUUGGACAUGUUGAAAUGAGUUAAGUAUCCAAGAUCAAGUUUAUGUAAUUAUUGACUCAUGUUAAGAAAAAUGGUGGACACAGUUUAAAAAAAAAAAAAAAAAAAAUGGCUCAGAUGAGCUAAUGGGGGCUGACGUGUUACGUUUAAAGAUUUCAGUUCUGCGUUCGCUUUCCAUCGACGGAAAUCUCUGACAUGCAGAAGAAUGCCAUUUGAGGUUCUCCCCCUCAGGUGACACAAACCUAGACUGAAGAAAAUAGGCUUUGUGGUAAAGAGUGGGAGGGAGAUGAUAUUUUGAUUUUCAAAGGGGAUUUCAAACUACUUUAUAACACAUGUUGACAUUUGCCACAGCAGGGGAACUAAGAUUGCUGUGUCUGUGAUGGAAUCACAGUGAAAAUGCCCGCCUUUAAAAUUAUAUUUAUACAAAACAAUUGUUAAAUAUUAAAGUCACUGUGUGUGCUUGCAGCUCUUAGAUCGUGUCUGUGUUCGGGAAUCCCCGUUAAAGUUAUGUUUCACCUCUGACCCCUGCUUUGUCCCCACAUCAGUUUAGCCAAAGAAUGGGAGUCCAAAGAGAGGUUGAGACUCUUGAAAGCCACUGAGAGGAGGGGACUUUGAGGAGAGGUUCGGGGGAAGGGGAGCAGAAAAAUCGGGCAGGUGUUUGGUUGAAAAGUGGGUAAGAACUACUGUGGUGCAUAUGUAUAUUUUUGUAUGGGUGUAUAUUUGAAUGUGUGGUUGGAAAGCGAUGAAACCAGACCAGCGUGAUGGAAAGUCAAGCCAACAGCUAAGACAAACACAAGGGGGGGCAGAGUGAAGAGAGUUGAGGACGAGGGGGAGAGGAGGGAUUACAGUGCAGGAGUGUUUUGUGUCAGGUUUACAUCGGCUGUCAUUAGGAUGCUGAUAUUGACCAGCAUUGACAGAGGUAGGGAUCUGUUUACGCUAGAGUCCAUUAUCAAGUUUGCACAGCGGGGAAUGCGUCCAUAUUUUGCCCUCCAGAACCCUCCCCCCCUCUUUUCCCCGUCAUCCAGAAGAGGACAAAACCUGGUCUGGAAUCCGGAUAAAGACGGUCUGUGGAUUUCACAGGGAUCUUUCACACACUCAGAAAACAGUGCGCUGUGUGUUUUCUUCAUUAUCAUAAUUGAGAGUGACUGGUAGGACCGUGGACUGGGAGGUGUUCAGCUCUCCCCCAUCCAAGUAAUCCUCAUUUGCCAAAUGAAUAAUUGAGAGGAGAGGCGUAUUGGGCUCUGCUCCAGACUCCUGAGGGGCAGAUGGGGUCAAACACGGUAGAUGAAGGCUGAGGGGUAAAUGUGAAGCAAAUUAUGUAUGUAGCUCUACCCAAGAGAAAUGAUCCCAAAUAGCCAAAAAAAACAAAAAAACAGAGGAGAUCAAGCCCACUGAUACUUGCUUCAAAGAGACACUGUUCAAAGUUGUUCAGCAGUAUAGAAUAUUUCAAGAAUUCACCAGUAUAGAAUGAAAUCAAAACAUCUCAUGUGUGAACACCAUCAGAAACAACUUACAGUAACUAUGUUCUAGCCUUCAGCUUUAUCUGUACUCAGUGGACAUAAUAUUUGCAAUUAGCAAUACAAGCUAAUAGCAUUUUACAACCCGAUAGCAAAAGCAUUUUAUACACUUAGGGACAAUUGUAUAUGCAUGCUUGUGGUUGGAUUAUUGGGAGGGUCUCGUUUCUAUUUCCAGAGGUCAUGUGGUGAGAGCUGAGGUACUUCCUGGACAGGUUGUCAGCCACCUGAGCGAAAUACAAACUCCCAUAAGUGCAAAUUCAGGGUGUGCCACUGCUGCUGUCAGCCAUAUUGAAUUUGGAGAUUGGGGUUGGUGAGAAACAACCAUUUUCCAUCUUUAAUUCUGAAUUCAGUGGGCUGUUCCUGUUAAUUUUCCCAACUUUAAUUUUUGUACAAUGUUUUACUUCAUGACAUGUGAACAACUUUUCCUAGUCUUUACUAUUUGUUAAGACCUCAGUUUGGAAAAAUUGUUGCUUAAAUAUGUCAUUAGGGCUUUCCAAGUCUAAAACAAUGCCCAGCUCUUCCAGACUGCAUGAGUUACGAACAAAUUCUGUGGUAUUUAAAGCUGUGUGCUUUUUUUCCAGUUAUUUAGACAACUGCUGAGUGGUGCCUCUCAGACAAUAACAAGAAUUGCAGGAAAAACAAAAAAAAUACAACAACAGGAUAAAUUUCCCUUGGUGGUGAAUAUAUGUUUCCAGUGGAGAUUGUGGUCUGGAACCAGACGCCUCUCAAAUGUUUUACUCAGUAAAAAAAAGUCUUCACAUCCUGCUGUCAUGCAUAACAUUUUUAAAUAUAAAUGCACAAUCGCUUAUUGUGUCACUUCUGUGAAAAUGUGUAUUUGUAGACCUGACUCCUGAGACAUUUCUUGGGCUCUCAGAAGACCCCUACUGGUUUUGGGACAUGGGGGCUAAGGUAAUGAUUAGCUUGCUUAUGUGUAGGGCUGGCUGCGCCUGUUUUGUUUGGCAUACUUAUAAAAGAGUGGAGCACGAUAAUACCACGAGGCGGACAAGCUAUUGUCCUCUUGUCUGUUUUGCUCUGCCUCCAAAUGCUGUGUUGUUUCAGUGAGUAUUUGGCUGGAGCUGAGCUGAAGAGGAGAGGUUACUCAGAGUCAUUGGAAUCCCCGCACAAUAGACACAGACCCCCCUCUUCUGCCUGGAACUCCAGGUUGUGAACCCCACUGCAAGAGCUCCGGCUACGUCCUCCAUCAUUCAUCCACCCACCAGGCUUUAGGCUCUCCCUCCAACACAGGAGCUCUCAGUGCUGCUAAAUGGCUCCCUUAAGAAGUAGCAUAAACACCACCGUUCAGUCCAAGGCCACGGUUUACUCUGGAAUGCACCACAUCACAACUCCUGGUAGAAAGCACUUUAUCGUCUAUCUCUCCCUCCUCUCUCUCUGUUCCCUCCCCUCGGAAUAAACGCGUUGCCAUGCCAUCGGCAGUCAGUGCAGUGGUUAAAACGCGCUCGUUCUCCUGGAUUUUAGUGCGUGAUGUGUUCAGUCAGCAACGUCGGACUGCGCGUGCUGAGCUGAACGAAGCGGCGUCUUCGUUGUCCUUGUCCCCCGGGACCCCACUCCUGCACUCCCGCUGCGGACCGAGACUUCCACCGGGCGGCCGAGAGACCGAAGCGACAGCACACCUGGAAAAUAGAUGGAGGGACCUGAGCCGCAGCUGUCGCCGCAGUCCACCUUUCUCCCGUGGUCCGAGGGGGGAGGGCGCUUGUAAGCUCGUCUGAGUCGGGGUUUGGGAAUGCCUUUCCGGGAUUAGAAGGUUAGUGUGUGAAAGACAAUGUCCCGCGGCUGGCUCGGGCAGUCCCGGCUAUUGUUGGCGCGGCGGCGGACGCACAGAGCUCAGUGUCACCCGGUCCGCCCCCACCUCCACCUCCACCUCCAGUAGCAGUUCAGGCUCUCGCGUCUCGGGCGUCCCGGAGUGUGAAGGAUGACUUCCUGGCAACGCAGCCGUCCUCUCCGUGUCCUCCUGCUCUGCUGCGUGGCGUUUGUUGUCUGCGCAGAAGCCUCCAGCGGCGGAGCCAGAGCGUGUUGGUCGCCCAGCGUCACCUCUUGCGCAGAUUGCCUACAACGUGGACCACAAUGUGCUUGGUGUUUCCAGGAGGACUACCUGCACGGGGCUGAGCAGAGCCGUCGCUGCGAUCUGCCGGACAACCUUCGCAGGAGAGGCUGCAGGCCUGAGUUCACAGAGCGGUCGGACGUCAAAGUGGAGGUCGAUGCCACGCUGAACGGCACACAAGUGUCCCCACGGGAAAUCAGCAUCACCCUCCGGCCAGGUUCAGAGGCCAGUUUCGUUGUUGCCGUGAAACAACUGGAGCGCUAUCCUGUAGAUCUCUACUACCUGGUGGACGUAUCAGCCUCCAUGCAGGAAAACCUUGAUCAUCUCAAGACAGUGGGCGUCGCACUGUCCCUCCGGAUGACGCAACACACGUCAGACCUUUGGCUAGGUUUUGGCUCAUUUGUCGACAAACCUGUCUCCCCUUUCAUCAGUGUCCAUCCCUCCAAAAUCGACAACCCCUGCAGUGAUUACCAGAUCCGCUGUCGUCCGGCCCACGGCUUCCACCACGUCCUCAGCAUGACCGGCAACAUCAGCGAGUUCACGCGAGUGAUGAAGCGCCAGCGCAUCUCCGCGAACGUGGACACGCCGGAGGGAGGACUGGACGCCAUGCUGCAGGCCGCUGUCUGCCAGCGUGCUGUUGGUUGGCGGCCAGAGGCAAAGCGCCUCUUGCUCCUGAUGACAGACCAGCCGUCUCACCUCGCCCUGGACAGCAGGCUGGCUGGGAUCGUAACGCCGCACGACGGCCGGUGUCACCUGGACAACAACGUUUACGCCGGAAGCACAAAGAUGGACCAUCCCAGUUUAGGUCUACUUUCUGACAAGCUGCUGGAAAACCAUAUCUACCCCAUCUUUGCUGUGGAGAAGAUGCAGUACCAGUGGUAUGAGGAGUUGGUGAAGCUGCUGCCUGGAUCAAUCCUGGGAAAGUUGGGCCUCUUUCAGGCACCGAACCUUAUAGAUCUGGUGGUAGAUGCGUACAAGAAACUGUUGUCUGAGGUGGCGGUGUCAGCGUCAGUGGAGGACAAGGCAGUCAGCAGGUACUGGGUGUCUGUUUCUCCUCUUUGUCCCCGCGGAUCCACUGCCAAGGACCAGAGCUGCUCAGGGGUGCAGCCAGGCCAGACGGUCUACUUUAAUAUCACCGUUGGCCAACACUCCUGUACUGAUGAUGGCGAAGAUGAAGAUGUGAGAAUGUUGGUGCGUCCGGUGGGCUACAAUGAGUCCACAGUGAUCAGUAUCCACUCUAAAUGUCAGUGCAAAUGUGGACCAACAGGCCUCUGCGAUGGCAACGAGCAGUCACCCUGCAGGGGAAGCCGCCACGGUGUCAGUCAAGAGCAGAGGCCAGAUCACGGACAUCUGAAAGACUCGAGCUCAGAUCCAAAUAGAAAUUGCAAAGCAGAUGGGUCAAAUGUGAACUGCAGCGGCAGGGGAGUGUGCGAGUGCGGAAAAUGUGUGUGUGAGCAAAGCAGGCUUGGGACGGUAUACGGAAAAUACUGUGAAAUGGAUGACUUCUCCUGCCCAUAUGAGAAGGGACAGCUGUGUGGAGGCCGAGGCGUGUGUGUGUCAGGCGAGUGUGUGUGCGAGGUCGGCUGGACAGGUGACAGUUGCAGCUGUCCCACCUCCAAAACCAGCUGUCAAUCUGCAGACGGCUUGCUUUGCAGUGGCUGUGGAAAGUGUGUGUGUGGCAAGUGUGUGUGUACUGAUCCCCAACGAUCUGGAGACUUCUGUGAGAGAUGUCCUACCUGCCAAGUCAUCCGAAAAUCCUCCUGUACGAAUGUGAACUGCCAUCAUUCUCGAGGUCUCUCCCAGAAAGAGGCAGAGCUAUGCAACACCACCUGCGCUCUUCACGUCGGCUCCAAAACAGAUUUUUCAGAGCGAGUCAGCAAUGGGCGGCUGGUUGGAACUUUCCUGUGUGUGUGCGCCCUGACGGUGCUGUGUGGGCUCGUGGUGGUGGCCGUGUCUCGGUUGCUGCUUCAGAGGAGAGUCAUGCCACGGGGGGGCGCUGGUGCAGAUUUAGGCUACCAUUGCACUGGAAAGGAUCGCUCAUAUAUUCCUACAACCAAUGAGAAAACAGUGACCUACAGGAGGGACUGUCCGCCUGACCAACCUGUGGAGAUGCACAUCCAGGUUCCCAAGAUGCCUCUUGAUGAUCACUGGCAGUUCUAACCAGGGCACAAAUGUUGAAGUCUGAAGGAAUGAGUGAAAGACAGAAAGAAGAAGAGCUGGACUAGAAACGUCUUUUCUGCUCCCUACACUCCCAGACAUCAAGAAAACUGGAUUUGAAGGACAACAUGAUGCUGAACUUGACUCCAACAUCUCAGUGGAAUUAGACUCUUUGAAAUGAACUAACCAAACCAUGGGAGGCUUUUUGACUACAGUGGCCAGUAUCUUUUGAAUCAAGAUGAAACAAAGUCGCCCACCUCUUCUUCCUCUGCAGCAGAAAGAGGCCACAGGGUAAAGAGGAAUUUGUGAAGGUUCCUCUUUUCUUAGAUAUGCAGAGCAACUUAUCUAUCGUAUGGAUGAGUGUGAGAGUGUCUGUGUGUGUUGUGCCUCUGGUUGCGUUUGUGCUCUCUAUUUAUGAUUUUAAAAUGUGACACUACAUGUUUGAAGUUCAUAUUUGUUUUAGAAGGCAACGUUCCACCUCCACCGUCUCACCGUCUUUGUCUGCCCCCAUGUGGUCAACUCCAUGUACUACAACCUGUCUAAAAACAGUCGACCUCAGCUGCAUUAUCUGUUCUACCAGUGACUGUCUGCUUUUAUUAACCCUUUUUUUAGUCAUGUGUAAAGGAUGAUUAAUUUUGUUCUGUGUGUUGACCUGCUCUUCACAGGAUACAUUUGCACUAGAAAGCUGCAUUAUACUACUGAAAACCGUGGGCACUCUGGGACAGGGGAGCUGUGAACUUUGGGCAUUAGAGGUCGUCUUUGUGCGUUCAAAGCUGAUGUAACAAAUUCACCCCCAACACUGGAACAAGAAUGGCUAAGAUUCCUAUUUAAACUGUGUUUAUAAUCACAAAACAAAGCAGUUAUUUAUAGCGAUGUAACAUCGGACACUUGAGCACGUGAGCUCUGCAUCACAGCCAUACUUUCCUGCUCUUGCUGAAGAUCUAUUUUCCAAAACCUCUGGACAACUUGAGGCUUUAAGGUACGAAUGGGCUCAGAUGGCACUGAGGACAGCAGUGUAACCUUUAUGCACUAGAAGAGAUUACCUGAGACUUUUGCUUUCAUUCCUACUCAAAUUUCUAAUUUUUCAAGUAGUUUUUUUUUGUUUUUUGUACUGUUUUACUUUUUCUGAAUGUUUAAAACACUAAUAGCUAUUUAUUUUUGAUCAAGUUACAGGAGAUCUCCUAUAACUCAUAAUAGUGCUUCACAAUAAGACGGAUACUGUAGUUUUUUAAGUGAACUGUGGAAGGUUUCAGCAAUAAGUAGCAUUAUUAAUAAUCUCAUCUAGUAUGGUACUGAGUUUUUACGUGAAAACAGCACUUUUUGUUGGUAGAUUUGUUCUAAGUUAUUGUGUGUGACCGUUUGUAUCACAAUAAAAUGUGCAAGAUUUUGUUUAGUUAUUACUUGAGUUAUCGUAUGUGUAUGAAACAACACGGCCUUAUAAAAAUAAGUCUUUACCGUUCAAAUAUCUGAAUGAAAAAAAAUAAUAAUAAUGACCAUCUUUUGACUUUAACGUUAGCAUCCAAAUCCAAAGAAGUUUCGGUUAAAGUAGGUGUUUGAUUAUUGCAAAAAUGAGUAGUUCUAUUUGUUUUUCAAAAUAAAACAUGUCUGUUGAA
Gambusia affinis (western mosquitofish) is the source of this 9220-nucleotide messenger RNA. It is a transcript of the gene itgb8, whose product is annotated as integrin, beta 8. Gene Ontology annotation, molecular function: integrin binding. The coding region runs from base 5322 to 7610 and encodes 762 amino acids. The record is from RefSeq and is a predicted model, not a curated record. Gene Ontology annotation, cellular component: integrin complex; cell surface; focal adhesion. Gene Ontology annotation, biological process: integrin-mediated signaling pathway; cell adhesion mediated by integrin; cell migration. Lineage: Eukaryota; Metazoa; Chordata; Actinopteri; Cyprinodontiformes; Poeciliidae. The transcript has 15 exons.